Entrophospora candida is the source of this 768-nucleotide messenger RNA. Lineage: Eukaryota; Fungi; Glomeromycota; Glomeromycetes; Entrophosporales; Entrophosporaceae. The record is from the annotation of a GenBank genome assembly.
AUGCUUGUAAUGAAUUCAACGGAACCAAUUCUCGAAAGAGCUUUACUAAAUCCUCAACCAAACACCAAUGAAUAUUACGAUGCCAUCAAAAUUUUUGUUGCAAUCUGCGAAUUUCUUGAUCCUUAUGACUUGUUGAAAUUGGAGUGCGUUUGUAAAAAAUUCAAGGACUAUCUAAGAUCAAAGGAUAGUGAAGCUAUCGAAUUGUUAUGGAAGCACUCUAGAAACACUUACACGCCAUUCAAUGAUUACGAAGUAUUGACUGGAAUGUCUGAGAGAGAUUACACUAAAUUAUUAUGCAUUAAAAAUGGCUGCCAACGAUGUGGUAGAGGUCGUAAUAAUAUUUACAAUAAUACUUACAACAGUGAUAAUGUUUGUGUUUAUUUCAUACCAAAAGAACAAAAAUUUAUCGAACAGAUACCUAAUGUGCGCAAGGAAACUUUAAAAGCAAUUCCUACAGUAUCUCAUAAAGAUCCUUUGGGAAAGGGCGAAAAGCAAUAUUGGAUAUCGACUUAUUUUAAGGUCGAUCAAAUAUUAUCAAAAUUAUCUGCUAGAGAAAAAAUAGAAUUUCUUAUGGACAAGGAGGACGAGUCUAAAUUUUUAAUUGAGGAAGAUAGAAAACAAACUGAUGAAUUGAUUUUACAAUUAGCCACUAGAUUAUCGGAAAAUUCUAAUCUCUAUACUUUUUUCGAUGAAUAUCAACAUUCUAGUUAUAUGGCUAAUGACGAGUCAGACUUAUUAAUGAUUGGUAUGAAUCUUCAAUAUACAUAA